This is a messenger RNA of Biomphalaria glabrata, 6693 nucleotides long. RefSeq names its product histone-lysine N-methyltransferase SETD2-like. The record is from RefSeq and is a predicted model, not a curated record. NCBI's taxonomy places the organism in Eukaryota, Metazoa, Mollusca, Gastropoda, Planorbidae. The coding region runs from base 405 to 2165 and encodes 586 amino acids. The transcript has 2 exons.
ACACAGUCAGGUAAGACUUUUUUCUCUCUCAGCCAAAAAGUUACCUUUCAUUGGGACAAGCAGUACGUCAAAUCUGCUGUCUUCUGGAUCUCAUUCUCUCUUACUGGAUAGGUGUUUGAUCUAUUUUUUCACUUGAUUUUAAAUCAUUGAAUAGCAAAGUAACUCGCUGGGUCUUAUUGGAUUUAAACCCACGGCUGACUGUGCUCGUUUAGUGGACUACAAAAGUGUUGGUGUCUUUUGUUCGGAUUCUUUAGUGUUUUUUUGUUUUUUUUCAACUGGACUUAAUGUGACCCGAAUGAACCAAUUCUAAAAUUAAAACUUUUGGACCUCAACAGCCUUCAUGACCAACACGGGUGGACCUCUGACCAGACCCGACGUUUAAAAUCUGAUACCAGACUUAAAGAAUGGUUAUUCAACGCUUACCAACCACGCCUCUGAUCAAAGAGGUACUCUACAUCGGGAGUGCUGUGCCCCUGGAGACGUCAGAAGGCCUCGAGGCUAUUCAGCAGCCUCUGAGGUCACGGUACCCCGUGGACAAUGACGAGAACAUUCAGGGCAUCUUAGCCGUGCUGACCAUCGUCCCUGCCGGGAUCCAACUUAAAUACAAAACUGACCCCACCAACGUGGUUCUUUUUCCCUUCGCCGCGCUGACCAUGUGUGCCGCAGUCCGGUGCGUCAAGACCAGCAACGCUUCUACCGGAGAUCUCUCCGUCAGAUUCGUAUCCCUCACGUCACCGGAAGCCGGUGGACACAACAGUGACCGUCCGGUCAUAUUUACGGCCAUCACCAGGAGGACAAAAGGCAGGCAAGUCUUGGAGUGCCACGGCUUCAUUACAGAGACGCCCAAAGACGCCAUGGACUUGGUCCAAUGGACCGCCAUCAUGGACAAGCGAAGCAAAGUCGGAGGCUAUUCUACGCUAUCCAGUGGUCACCAGUCGGCUACGUAUGAACCCAUUAAAGUGGACACUUCCUUUCAGACCGAAACCGCCUCGCUGCCGGACUUUCCGAUACAGUUGACACCUGGGGAAUCUAUGGCGGUCAACACCUCACCUGCAUUUUACAAAGAGCCCCCCUCCACGGGGUAUUUCUAUUCCACAAAAAAUGCGCAAGUUAAAAAAUAUGCUUUGCACAAAUUUGGCGGUGCCUCCUCUGUUGCAGACGACACACACUCAGUCAUUAUUCCAGCUGUGGAAACAGCACCAGGCUACGCGGCCUCUCAUUAUUCCGCCUCUGCCAUCGUGCCCCCCUCACGGCCCCCCAUCGUUGUUCCCUUAAGGCCUUACAUACCUCCCCCUCCUCCGCUGAUGAGGCCAGUGUUGAUGGCCCCAGCCCCAAUGGCACAGCCUAUCUACGCUUUCCCUAGGCCACGCUUCUUUUCUCCCCCGCCCCCUGCUACAAUCUUACGGGCGAGACCCGUCCCCGUGUUUGUCCCGCCACCACCCAGCACCGUAUACUACGACGUUGACCCACGCGCCAGACCCAGGCACAGGAGCUUCUCCUCCAGGUCCGCCUCGUCCUCCUCUUCUUCGCCCGACACAUCACGAGUCAACGGGCACACCUCCAGGAAAAGCCGAACUAGCAACGUACGAGAUGACUCUAGCGUUUCCAGCUCCAGGCCGCGAACGCCGCCCACAGAUUACGACGCCCCCAAGGGAUUCACUCGACUGAGCAGAAGAUCGGAGUAUUACCAGCGCCAGAACGGUCUGCCCUAUCAUCAAAAUGGGACAUUGCCUGGGUACACGUCAGCUAAAGGUCUUCCUGUCCCUAGCAACGGAUUCUACGUGGUCCCGCAGUAUGGCUACUACGGUACCAGCGAACGGCCAAAGUCCGUGCCUCCUUACGGCAGCAAACACAGCAGCAAGAAAAAGGAGAAAAAGUCCAAAAAGAACAAAAAGGACAAGAAAAAAGGCUCCAAAAAGAAUUCAAACGGACUCGAUGAGUCCUCGGACAGUCUCGCGGGAUACCACUCGGAAGUCGGCCAAAACUCCGACAGCCGUCAACCGCGAGACUUUCGUCGUUUUGAGAAUCAAUUCAAACACGAGAGAGCUUUCUCGAAAUCUCUCUCCGAGGAGACCAGGCAUUCGGUCCGCGGGGACACCACGCAUGACGCCUACGCCCUGAACACCAGCAUCCACCCCAACGACAAAGAGUUCCCUAUGUACUAAUAGAAACUUGUAGAGAGACGCCAGAAAUACGGGCUGCAAUAACUUCUUCCAAUCUUUGUUCUUUUGGUGUUAUUUUUUUAGUAUUUUUUUUUUUGGUGUGUUUGAUUUAAGAAUAACAUCUUUACUUUAUGUUUGCGUGUUAUCAGAUGACUCUGUUUAUUCUUUUAUACGGGAGAAAGUUAAAGUGCACAGAAGAAAAAAAUAGUCUCCUAAAAAUUGUUCCUUGUCACCUAUAGUCAGCGACAUUGUUCAACAUCACAGCAGGAUUAGAGAUUACUACUCAUAGCCUAAUUACGUCAUUACAGCUUUCUGCAAACGAAACAAAAACCGAAUGAACUUUGAACCUUGAUUCAAGCAUUCUUCCUGGCCUUAGUCUUGAUACGUUGAAGUGUAUUGUACGCAAAAGAGUUCCUGGUAUCAAAGAUUUAGUUAAGAUGUUCAUGCCAGGUUUUUGCACGCUCUCAGACCAAACCCGGUAUAAAUUUGGACUUUUUGUUUAGACCUCGCUUCAUAUGAAGGAGGCAAUUAGUCAUUGUGACUUCUGUCACAGCUUUUUUGUCUUUGUACACAAGUGUCCCUACUCCGUCUUGUCAGGUAAAAUUGUAAAAGUGCAAACCAUUGACUACUGGACUCUAUCUAGGCCUACAUUUUGCCUUUCUUUUUAAAACUUGGAUUUGAAAAUUCACAUUAAACACUGAAUACGGCGUAAAUAAUUUAUAUCCAAAUAAUGAAAUAGAAACAUUUUUAAAAAGCGAAAAAUAACAUUACGAAACGAAUUUAAAUCUUUCUGCAUCUAUUUCUAAAACAGCAAAUAAAAUCUACUAUAUGUUUAUGAAAUACCACUGACUUAUUGAUAAAGAGAACUCUUAAACCGUUGUACGGAUCCGCAUGAAAUUUCGUACACAGGUUCCUUAUACCACCUAUAAAACUCAUAUAGUGCUAUUCCUGUAGCAUUCAGUAUGACAUCUUGAAUCACAGUAGAGACUUAGGAGAAGAGUCUUAUAGCUCUGCUAUGUUUGAGAUUUGAUCCAAGUUUCGCAAUGUUUUCUCUAAAAAAAAAUUUUGAGCUCUGUGCAAGGCUCCCACCUUUUGGAGGCCCUAGGCGGCUGCCUAGUUUGAGGCCGGCCCUGAAACAAAGAUUCCACUUCAAGCUAUGAGAGACGCGACAUUUAUUCAGAAUUCAAAGAGAGAGAACUCUUACUUCAACGUCCGGCAACUCUGACACACCCACUUGGGAAAAAAUUAUUUCAAACGGGGGCCAAAAAUUAAGCUAUAAUCUAAUAGCCAGGAUUGUAAUGGAGUGUCUUUAAAUGUGUCUUUAAGUGUGUCUCCUGAUUUGUCCUUACGACAUAUCAAUUAAGGAAUUUUAACUUCAUUGGCUUGCAAGCCAAGUAGAGCUAGGUGUUUUUCUAUAUCUCCCUCUUUAGCACUUGUUUUAAUCUACAUCGUGGAAUUUCCUUCAUGGAUUAUACUAUUUCUAAUGGAUACAGCGACUCAUUCAGCUGGAUAAUGGAUAAGGAAAAUCGUUAUUACUUUAACAGUGUGGGCGGUUAAUACAGAAAUGUUUAAAAUGUUGUUUAUUCUCUUUGGUUAGUUGUGCUCUAACUAAUGUUACUGCUAAGAUCAAUCGUUUAUCUCCCUUGAAAAGUAUAAAUACAUAUUUAUAAGGGGCCGAUAAUAAAUCAUGUGAGCUUGAAUUGUGACUUCCAUAACUAAAUUCUAUUUAUAUACUUGAAUUAUUUAUAUUCUUUAUCUCUAAACUGUUUAUCUUGUCUAUGUCUGUAUACUAACAUACAUUUUGUCUAUGUAUUGUUCUUGGUUUUGACAUAUAUCUGUCUUUUAGGCUCUACUUUCACAAACUAGCAAGGGCGCAGGCGCCUAGUACCUACGCCUUGCCACGGAACCUUUUUGACCAUAUAUUUAAUGAACACAUUUUGUGGCACAUAAUAUGACAUGUAUAUUAUCAAGUUAUUACAGGUUUUGUUUUUAAUGGAUUCAAUAGACGAUUUUUGUGUUAACUAAUCUUAUCGGUUGAUACAUGCAAUAUGUGAUUGUAAUACUAAGUCUAAUGGUCUGAUGCUGUUACUGCUGCCAAUUUUGGUUGUUUUUAGUACUGCUAGAGAUGUUAUAGAUAUAGAGAUAUCAUAUUCUGGGAUUUAAGUUUUUAUAGCGCUAUGAAUAUUAUUUAAUUAAUUAUUUAAUGUGUUUAUAUCUUUGACUUGUACUCAUUUAUGCAUAUAGUAGAGUUUUUAAAAUCUUGUGUGUUUGAGUUAAGAAUGAGUUUAUGAGUAAAGCUGUUUGUCUUACUAUUUUACACACUACAUGGUAAGCUUAUCCGCAUCUCAAUCAUCCACAUGCCAAUCUUCCACAUCUCAAUCAUUUACAUCUCAAUCAUCUAAAUUUAUUUUAAUUAACCAGUUCCCAAUCAUCAACAUGUCAAGCGAUGACAUCUCUGUCAUCCACACCUCAAUCGCCAAAAUCUCAAUUAUCCACAUCUUAAUCAUCCACAUGUCAAACAAUGACAUCUCGGUUACCCACAUGUCAAACAUUGACAUCUUGGUCAUCCACACGUCACUCUUCCACAUCUCAAUCUUCCAUAUUUCAAUCAUCCACGUGUCAAACAUUGACAUCUCUGUCAACCACAUGCCAUAUCUUCCAUAUUUCUAUCAAAUCAACAAUGUAGAUCUAUGUCCUUAUUAUCAGCAGAGUGAAUUCUUCAGACAGUCAUCAGGGCCUCUCACCUCUUAACAGUCUAUGCUAAAAUAUGUAAACAUUUUCAUUUACUGUGAGGCAUUCCCACAGACCUAUAUAUAUUAUAUCUAGACUGUAAAACACAGACCUAUAUAUAUUAUAUCUAGACUGGAAAACGGAAACUAAUUCUUAUCCGCGAUUGAUCAACUCACAGACCUAUAUAUAUAUAGAUUGUUAUGUAGUAAUCACAGAACUAUAUAGUCACGCAAAUUCAUGAAAUAAAGCCAUUUCCUGUUAGUUUCCAUUAAGAUCAUACUUCGAAAAUACUAGAUCGAAAUAAUUCACGUCUAUUGAUUUUAGUCAACUUAUGUAAAUUUUAAAAAAUGAGUAUUUAGAUCAUUUUAGAUUAUGUAUCUAAGAUAUACAAAAUAAUAAUUAUGAGACGAGAGUGCUCUUAUUUUCGAUGUUCAAUUACUAGAUCUAGAUCUAAAAAUUAAAUUAUAUGUUACAUAGGUUAAGGUUGAAAAAAAACAACACUUUACUUCUUAUAAACUACUUUACAAAACAAAGCCUUGAUCCAACAUUUUAAAACAUUUUCACGACAUUUUUUUAUAGUGUUAAAAGAUCUCCGUGUCCAGUCUAGAUAUAUAUAUAUAGGUCUGUGAGCAUUCCUUUCUUUCCGUGCAUUAAAGAAUUUAAAAAGUCAAGACCACUUAACGAAUAUUAAAUAGACAUACUAGUCUGUAAGCCAAUUAGUAAAUAGAGGUAAUUCUUUUUGAACAAGCUGUACAAACAAAUUAUAACCAUAUUUUUUUGAGUGUCAAAAUCUAAUAUUUUGUUUCGUUCUCUGACUGUAAACACCAAAAAGUUUUGGAAAUUUCGUUUCGUUUACUUUAGUUGUUAUUGUUUAAAAACUGAAUUCGCUAUCACUUUAAAAAAAAAAAAAUCUUCAUUUACUCAGAGAUGGGCAAACCUUCGUUCGGUUUAAAAUAACACGCAAGCUUUUCUACGCUUCGGCUGUAUGGCCUCGCGUGCUUUCGUUCUGGUAAAUUCUACGUGAUCCCAUCAGCACAUCUACACAGACCACGUGAUCAGUGACGUAGUAUUUGCUCGCCUCGCUUUGUGCAAACAUGGAUGUUAUUUCCCUCCUUUUUUUUUAAAAACGUACUAAAGUUUGAAAAAAAACACACUUUUUAGAAGCUUUAAAAAAAACUGUCCAGAAUAGGUUUAAAAAUAGAUCUGGGAAUUCCCAUAAGUGGACGCACACUUCGGAUGUUUUGUAAGGUCAGGUACAGAAGUGAGAUAGGGUCUUAAAGGUACUUUGUUUGACCUCAUGAACUGGCCUUUUUUUUUUCUCGUAUUUUUUUUCUUAAAGUUUUAGUUCCCAAAGGUUACCCCUCAAAAAAAGUCCCCAGACAAAAUGCCAAUUAUUAAGAUUUUUCGUCCUUUAGCAACAAUAGAGUAAUCGAAAAUAAUGUAUUUCUACAUAAGCGUAGUCUUCACUGAUAUUUUAGUACGCCCCUGAGUCUCCCCUACUCUAAUGGCUACCUGACAUUAGUUGGGGAAAAGUAAAGGCGGUUGGACGCUGUGAAAACAUUCACAAAUUAUAAGAUAAGAUCUUUAUUGUUAUAAGUACGACGUGAAAAGCACAAUACUAAAUAUAUAUAUAUAUAUAGUUCGUACAUCGUGAUUCGAUGAUGACCACUUUUGUCAUCCAGGGGGGCUGAGGGCUUUGCACUGGGGUUUUGUGCUUCCUCAUGUGGCUGGUGAGACCUAUGUGAGCCCGGAAUGUUCGGCUGCACACUGGACAGGUUGUUGUUUUUUUUUUUUUGGGUGG